AUGAAUUGUUUUGUACACAACAAUUUACGUGUACAAUUAGGUGAUAUUGUUUCAAUUGAACGUUGUCAAGAUAUUAAAUAUGGUACACGUAUACUUGUUUUACCAAUUGAUGAUACUGUACAAGGAAUAACAGGAAAUUUAGUUGAACUUUAUUUAAAACCAUAUUUUAAUGAAUCUAAUCGACUAGUACAUGAAGGUGAUGUUUUUAUUGUUCAUGCAGCUAUGCAUGCUGUACAAUUUAAAGUGAUUGAAACUGAACCAAGUCCUUCCUGUAUUGUUACACCAGCUACAGUUAUACAUUGUUAUCCAAUUAAAGGUGAAGAAGAAAUAUCUUUAAAUAAAAUUGGUUAUGAUGAUAUUGGUGGUGUUAGAAAACAAUUAGCACAAAUUAAAGAAAUGAAAACAGUUGAUGUUAAACUACCACGUAGUAUUCUUCUUUAUGGACCACCAGGCACAGGUAAAACUUUAAUUGCACGUGCUGUAGCUAAUGAAACAGGUGCAUUCUUCUGUUUAAUUAAUGGAUCAGAAAUUAUGUCGAAAUUAGCUGUUGAAUCAGAAUCAAAUUUACGUAAGGCUUUCGAAGAAGCUGAAAAGAAUUCUCGAGCUAUUAUCUUUAUUAAUGAACUUGAUGCAAUUGCACCAAAACAUGAAAAAACACAUGGUGAAGUUGAACGUCGUAUUGUAUCACAAUUAUUAACAUUAAUGGAUGGUGUUAAACAAUGUUCACAUGUUAUUGUUAUGGCAGCAACAAAUCAACGAAAUUCAGUUAAUCCAGCACUUCGUCGUUUUGAUCUAGAAGUUGAUAUUGGUAUUCCUGAUGCUGCUGGUCGUUUAGAAAUUCUUUAUAUUCAUACAAGAAAUAUGAAAUUAAAUGAUGUUGAUCUUGUACAAAUUGCUAAUGACACGCAUGGCUAUGUUGGUGCAGAUUUAGCAUCAUUAUUUGCAAAAGCUGUUGUACAACAAAUAAAAGAAAAAAAAAGAUUACUCAAUUCAUUAACUAUUACACAAGACAAUUUUCGAUUGGCAUUUAAUCAAUCAAAUCCAUCAGCUUUAAGUGAAAUAGUUGUUGAAAAACCAACAACAACAUGGGACGAUAUUGGUGGUUCAAAAAAUGUUAAACAUGAAUUACAAAAACAUAUUCAAUAUAAUGCGGGAUAUCCGAAAAAAUUUAUCGAAUUUGAUAAAAUAUCAUCAAGUGGUAUUCUCUUUUAUGGGCCACCUGGUUGUGGUAAAAAAUUAUUAGCAAAACCUAUGGCUACUGAAUGUGGAGCAGAUUUUAUUUCGGUAAAAGGUUCUCAGUUAUUAACUAUGUGGUUUGCAGCACCAUGCGUACUUUUUAUUGAUGAAUUAGAUGUAAUUGCUAAAUCUCAUGGCGAUAGUGCUGACGAUGGUAGUGGUGUAACUGAUCGUGCCAUUAAUCAAAUUUUAACUGAAAUAGAUGGUAUCAAUAUAAAGAAGAAUGUUUUUAUUAUUGGUGCCACUAAUCGACCAGAUAUUAUCGAUUCAACUAUAUUUCGACCAGGUCGUCUGGAUCAAUUAAUUUAUAUUCCAUUACCAGAUUAG
Rotaria sordida is the source of this 1563-nucleotide messenger RNA. NCBI's taxonomy places the organism in Eukaryota, Metazoa, Rotifera, Eurotatoria, Philodinida, Philodinidae. The record is from the annotation of a GenBank genome assembly.